GCCACGUUCGGACCAGAGAGCGGAAGCAGCCAGUGCUUUUGGGUGGAGGCGCUGAGACCCUUUGGUGGUGAUUCGCACUCCACGCGCACUUCCAGAACCCAUUGCCGGUGGAUGCCGAAAAGAACUGAAAGGCUGGGGACUCCGGAUCCGUCGCCAUUCCAGCUGCUACUGUCGCCGAGGACGCCUUUUCCCUGGUCUCCGCCGCCACCAUCACCGCCGCCGGAAGACGCGGCCCAGAGGUCUCUUAGGCCUAGGUGCGGCCCAGUGAGCCUGACGCGAGACUGCCGUGAGUAAAAAACAAACAAAAAGCGAGCGCACUCACCACAGUCGUUUACCAAUUAAAAUGGAGGAGAUUUCCCUGGCCAACCUGGAUACUAACAAGCUGGAGGCCAUCGCGCAGGAAAUAUACGUAGACCUGAUAGAGGAUUCUUGCUUGGGCUUCUGCUUUGAGGUGCACCGGGCAGUCAAGUGCGGCUACUUCUACUUGGAGUUCGCAGACACUGGUAGCGUGAAGGAUUUUGGCAUUCAGCCAGUGGAAGACAAAGGAGCGCGCCGCCUCCCCCUUUGCUCCCUUCCUGGAGAACCCGGCAGUGCGCCCGAUCAGCAGCUGCAGCGCUCACCUCCGGAGUUCCAGUAAUUACCACAGGAGAGAGAGGCGAAAAUGACCAGGACAAUAAUCUAGACUGGUCCCUUGACGUGGAAGAGUAAGCUUAAGUAGGAAAAAACAAAAGUAAAACAAAACUUCCAAUCCCCCCCCCCCGAAGAUCCUAGCAUUAAAAAAAAAUCCCAAAGUGGAGAGAAUUUAGGAAUUCAGAUUUUUUUUAAGUGUCUUUUGGGUCAAGUAUGAAACCCUGGGCAGGAGAAGGUGCACAACUUGGGAGGUAUGCAGUGUGUAUGGAUCUCCAAACACACCUGGAUUCCCUGUGCUGCCUUCAGUACACAGGUGAGAAGUUGUGUGCCCAGCAUAUACAAUCUAUUCUGAGACUUUCUGUCUGCUUCAUGCCAAGGGCUUCCUGGAGAGUUUGGACCUUGUCCAUGAUCUGGCCAUGUUAUCAGUGGGACUGUUCCUUUCUAUUCUAAAUCUCUCUUUUGAGCUUCACUGAUAAAAACGAAAGGUAUAACACCUGGAGACUUACCAUGUCAAUUUAGGACCACCAAGAAAAAAGAAUUCCCAGUUGAAUUUGCUAGUGAAGCUUUAUGGCCUUAACUGCAAGGAGAAGAACAAUUCAAAACGAUCUUUUUGUUUGUUUUUUUUAAAGGCCCAACAUUUUUGAUGGUUUCUUCGUACCUGAGAACAAGGCCUUGUUUCUGGUUGAGCAGAGCCUUGUUUUAUUCCUUCCCACUCAGUGGCACAAGCUUGACAAAGUACAACUUGGUUGCCCAGACAGCCCAUGGGGAAGUAGUAGAGACCUCUGCAACUAUGCGUAGUCUCAAACUGGAAGAUUUAUGUCUUAAGUGUAUUGUGUUGUGGACAUAAGUUUGAUGGGACAGUACCUUCCGUACCUUCCCAUAUUUCAGUUAGUGGUUGCAUAGCCACUCUACGAGUCUGCCAAGUCACUAUUUGCUUUCUAGUGCAGGGGCAUGAAGAGCAUCAUGGUUGUGCAAAAGGCUAGUUGGAAAAGGAGCCCGAAGUGGGUCUUUGCCAGCUGCCCUGAGUAAUGUGAAUGGGUUUAAUACUAGAAGCUAAGGGGCAGGACUAGGUUCAUCCCUCGCCUGACUGUGUGCAGAGUCCUAUUGAGUAUCCCUCUCAGAAGCUCUGUUUAGGUGAACAUUCAGACUGUCAUCACCUUUUCUGCCCUUCAAAAGGGGCAGUCCAUUCCACUAGGUCGCCUUUGGACCUGUUGACAGCAAGAGCUUUCUGUUGUUGGAAAUCAGAAAAAGACCUCCAAGUUCUCGACUUUAGGAAAUGGGAUAGAGGGAGGAUGGGAACUGAGCUGUGUUGCUAAAUUGCCUUGUGUUUUAAAACUCCUUGAGUGAAGGUUUAUAAAGGGUAGGUGGGUGGGAGGCCUGAGGUGAGUGGAAUGGUGCUGCUUUAUUUGAAAUGUUUUUCUUACCUCAUUCUAUGCCCCAAUAAAGGGCCCAGCCUCAUCUCUCUGGCUUGGUCCAUGUUCCUGUCCACUGCCUAUCUGGUGCAGCUCAUAAUUCCAGGUGCUGCUUGCCACUCUUAAGCUUUCCCCAUCUACCAGUUUCACUUCAUCUCUCUUUAAAUUGUUCUAAUUCUUCUUGGCCUUUUUUUAAAAAAAAUGUUUUUGGUUUUUAUUUAGUGGUUUUUUUUUGUUGUUGUUUUUUAAGACUCAGGAGAAUAUUUGGCUCCCUGUGCUUGGAUUGGAAUGUAGAAAUAAGUUUUUGUAUUUAUAAGGCAGUGUCAUGCAUAAAACAUUUUUCCCUGUGGGACUGCCUUAGUUUACCCUCUUACUUUGUCUUCAUGAGUUCUGUCUUCCUACUUGCACUUGGAUUCUGCUCUUAGGACUUAAGCAGAACUAUGAAGGCUGUCUGAUAUAUCGAGAUGGAGCUGGUCCACCUCACCACCCCUUGCUCUGUAUGUACAUUACAUUAUGUGUGGACUGAUUUAAGAGUUUAGGAAACUACUAAUUAGACCUUGAGUCUUUUACUGCCUUCUAGAGAUUUCCUGCCCAGCAUUGUGGGCCUAGAUACAGAUCUACAAUCCAAGAAUUAAAGCUUUUGAAAAAAGUCAAACCUUAGCUGGAGCUAAAAGUAAUUUGUAGUCAUCCUUACCUUUGAAUUUUUGCAAAUAUCGAAGAAUGCUGAUGGAAAGAAGGGUCUAAGUGAGACAGUGCUUUGGAAACAAGAUGAAAGAGAAAAGGUAAUCAUCCACUUACUCUUCCUCCAGAUGGGGAAUCAAGAACAUGACUUUAAUGUCAGACCUUUUAGUAUGGCCAGAGAAAGAUGUUGUUGGAAGUAAGUUUUAGUGGUGGUAUCUGCACAUCUCUCUUUGGUUGUUUUGAUCCCCUUCUCUACUACCAUCAUUAGGACAGGAGGCCCCUGCCCUGGAUAGGUACUAGGUGGGCUCAGUCCAGCAGGUGCCCUGAGGGGACAAACUACUGUUCUGGGAGUUCAGGCUUCCUAGCAUAUAGUUGACAGUGGUUAGAAACUCCCUUUUCCUAUCUUCCCCAUGGUAACAACAGAACUUCUGUCUUUCCCUAUUCAACUAAUUGUAUUGAUCACUCUAUAAUCCUAUUAUGUAUCUGAGUGAGUGUGUGUGUGUGUGUGUGUGUGUGUGUGAGAAGCGGGUUCUUUAAAAUUUCUGUGGUUUGUGGCUUUUUCUACCAUACAUUAGUUUCCACCACCGCAUGCCCAGGGGCCAUUGCCUGGCAUUAUCGCAUGCUGGGACCAUUGGGGGAGGGUAGUAUGAAACUCACCACUGUCCUUUGCUUUGGAGAUUCUUAUUUUUGCAUAAGUAACCCAUCCUAUACAGAUAGCCGAUUAGUGUGUUUCCUUGCCCCUAUGGCUGCUGGUGUCAAUAAAAUGCAUUUCCCCAUUGCUAAACAGUAAUAAUAAUAAUAAACUUUUUAAAAAUUA
Messenger RNA from Perognathus longimembris pacificus (Pacific pocket mouse), 3540 nucleotides. RefSeq names its product ataxin 7 like 3B (gene Atxn7l3b). Gene Ontology annotation, biological process: regulation of gene expression. The transcript has a single exon. Bases 344 to 637 code for a protein of 97 amino acids. Lineage: Eukaryota; Metazoa; Chordata; Mammalia; Rodentia; Heteromyidae. The record is from RefSeq and is a predicted model, not a curated record.